Calidris pugnax (ruff) is the source of this 4089-nucleotide messenger RNA. RefSeq names its product acid phosphatase, prostate (gene ACP3). The transcript has 11 exons. Gene Ontology annotation, biological process: lysosome organization; dephosphorylation. NCBI's taxonomy places the organism in Eukaryota, Metazoa, Chordata, Aves, Charadriiformes, Scolopacidae. Gene Ontology annotation, cellular component: plasma membrane; lysosome. The coding region runs from base 240 to 1289 and encodes 349 amino acids. Gene Ontology annotation, molecular function: acid phosphatase activity. The record is from RefSeq and is a predicted model, not a curated record.
GAAGCUGAAAAGAGGACUAACUGAGCAGCAAAGAGAAAAGAGAAACAGUAUGGCCUGGCUCUUGGCUCUGAGAUCAUCCUCGUGACCAUGCUAUACUCUGGAAAAAUUCCAGGCCCUGAGAAGUGGAAACAGAACAGGUUUUCCGACAUGGUGACCGAACACCCGUUGUAAACUUUCCAACUGACCCACACAAAGAAAGUGAAUGGCCCCAGGGAUUUGGACAGCUUACCAAGACUGGAAUGCAGCAGUUAUUCAAACUUGGACAGUACACGAGGAAAAGAUAUUCCAACUUCCUGAACAGCACGUACAAACGGCAAGAGUUUUAUAUCCGAAGUACAGAUUAUGAUCGCACAAUUAUGAGUGCCCAGUCAUACCUUUCUGGCCUCUUUCCACCAACUAGCAGCCAAAUUUGGAACCCUGAGCUUCUCUGGCAACCCAUCCCAGUUCAUGUUUUGCAAAAAUCAACAGACCAGAUGCUGCACUUUCCUUUGACUGGAUGUCCCCGUUUUGAUGAACUUCAGAACAAAACACAAACAUCUAGUGAAUUUCAAAACAGAAUACAACCAUACAUGGACUUUAUACAAACAAUGGCAGCAAACACAGGACUUGAACUAAAUAAUCUUAAAAUACUGGACAAUUUCCAGCUCUGGAAUACGUACGAUACUCUAUACUGUGAGGGUAUUCACAAUUUUACUCUCCCUGUAUGGGCCACCAAAGAUGUAAUCGACAAGAUGGAAAAACUGGCAGAAUUGUCCUUAUUAUCGAUAUUUGGGCUUUAUAAAACAGAAGAGAAAUCACGACUGCAAGGAGGUGUUCUUGUGAAUGCCAUUUUAAAGAGUAUUAAACAAGCUGCCAAUUCUUCAAAACAAAGAAAAAUGGAGGUCUACUCUGCACAUGACACCACACUUGGGGCCCUCCAGAUCGCUCUCAAUAUUUUCAACGGAAAACUGCCACCAUAUGCUUCUUGCCAGUUUUUUGAACUCUACCAAGAAAGCAAUGGGCAAUAUAGCAUUGAAAUGCAUUAUCGGAACGAUUCUUCAAAGGAUCCUUAUGUACUCACUCUGCCAGGAUGCAACUCUUCUUGUCCACUUGAGAAGUUUGCUGAACUAGUUUCUCCUGUGAUUACAGAAAAUUGGUCAAAAGAAUGUGGGAAGAAAGACAAAAUGAAAGAUAUUUUUAUCGGAUUUGACAUUGCUGUUGGCUUGUUGUUCAUUUUUGACCUUGUACUGCUUUACCUCCUUUAUCAUUAUGGACGCUGCAGGCGCAGAAACAAUUACCAAGACAUUUAAAGGGGAGGUAAAGAAAUGAAAGAGAGAGCAGCUAGACCUCAAGCAAUCCUUUAAGUUCCUUGUAUCCAUCCGUUUGCUCUGGCCAACUUAAUCUCCAAAGCAUAUUCAUAAACUUGAAGAGCUGAGGUAUCUGUGGCCUAGCUCCUAAAAGACUAAACAUCUGCAGUGAGAAAUACUGUAGAAAUACAUUAUUGUUAAGAAUUUACUUUUGUAGCAAGACAGAAUUGCUUAAUUUUCUAUCUUUAGGUUUUCCACUACUGUUUUUAAUAUUGCCUAUUACCAUUUAGCCCUCUACUUUUGUCUUUCCCUGCUGAAUGAAUCUUUCUUGAAAAUCACAAUCUGUAAUAUUUCCUUACUUCUUAUAAAUGGCUAUUUUGUUGAUACAGAGGAAAAUGUUUGCAGUGACCAAAAGCUCCAAUUACUGUGUGAAAAAGAUUCGUACCAGCACUUGGGUAUACCAUUUCUGCAUUUAUUAAUGCAAAUCUAUGCAUGAGUUUUGACCUUGGCCUUCAGCUAAUAAAAGUCUGCAGCCUGCUUUUCAAAAGCUACACUACUAUAGCUUUCACUCAAAUUAGUAGGAACUGGAGGGAGAUCUGUUGCAUCUCCAGGCAUAAGCAAGAAGCUUAGCGCAACAGCAUCUUGGUCAGUGUCCACAACUUCAGUAAUGUGGAUAAGUAAAUACAUUAAAAUGUAUUUUUUGUUGCUACACUGCUUUCCUAUUUUUCUGAGCUCCCCAUCAUGAAUGAUCCUUUCCCUGCAUCUUUUCUGGCGCAACAGUUCUGUGUCCUGCUUCAGGUCCCCUCUAUAAUCUUAUUUCUUUGAGCCAUUCUUACAAUUAUUCCUCAAGUUAUCACUCUAUUCAUCACCUUUCAUUUUCAUUUUCAUUUACAGUAACUCCUUUACUUCCUUGCUCUGUUCAAAACCCUUUCUGUUAGCAAGACAUGCACUGAAAGUAAGAAAAGACUGAUUCUGCUUUUUGUAUGUUGAUCUCUUCUGUGCAAUACAUUUUGUUUAGAUUGUAAGCUCCUAAGGGCAGGAAAUUUUUUUCCACAAUUGCUCUCUAGUAUCAUAAACUAGUAUCAUAAGCACUAAUAUUGCUGUAUAAAAUACUGCUUAUCAUCAUAUGUUUCCAGGGCUGAAUCAAGAUUUUUUUUAAUCCUGUAGUCCUGCAGAGGAUACUGUGAAUUGCAUUACCAUGGAGAAGCCUUUUUGAAAAUCAAGAUGGCUAUACAGACAGGUGUGCCAACAGCAGGUCCAGUCCAACAGAUAUAAUGAGCAAUCAUGUGCUCAAGCUAAUGAGUCCUGUUGAGGUGCAGAAGUCUCAAGAAAGCUGAGAGAUGGAGCUGCUUAGCUCAGGCACAGCAUCGCACCAGUGUGAAUACACUGCCUCUGGACUGACUUUGACUCAUAUCUGUGGGUUGCAACUUGGUGCCCAGGAGCUUGGGUCAGCUACCACUGAUCUAGAGAUCAGCCCUCAGUAUUACAGCUGUGGACACAAUUAAAAUGUGAUGUAGUUAGAUGUAUGGAUAUUAACUAGCAUAAAUCAAACUGAAUAACAAAGGCUUGAGGGAAUGCAGCACUUUACAAAUAUCAUUGUGUUUUCUUGCAGUAACUCCAGCUACUCAGCUGUCCAUCUUUUAAAGCAGUAUUUCCCACUCAGUAAAAAGCCUUUACUAGCAUCCAUGACAUUUCCAUUUUAUCUAUUUUAGGAAAUGUCAUAAUAAAGUGAUGGAUUUGAUUCUUACAUAGGAAGGAUGUUUUAUUGUAGAACAAUUUGGGGCAAAGCUGCCGGAAAGAUCAAAGCCUAUCCUUAAAUCAGAUGUUUUGGAUGUACAAGCUUCAGUUUGUAACUGAUCCUUGGUGCAAAAACUUAAAGGAAUGUCUAUUCUGCAGUAAAAAGUGUUACAGCAGCUCUGGAAAACAAGUCUGAGCUGCCUUGGUUACUAUUAGCAGUGUACUCACACUGGACAAAAGCUCAGGACAAAGUGCAAAACUGAUCUUGGCUCCUGAAUAUAUAUAUAUAUAUAUAUAUAUAUAUUUACUCAGUGAUUACCUGAUGCUGAGCUCUGUAUUACCAUGCCCACAGUGCUGCUAGUACUCACUAAGGAUAGACUGAGGAAAUCUUUUAUUAGAGGCAGUCAAAUGCUCGACAACUGAAGAUGUAUCAUUGACUGAUAAUGUGCAGUAAUAACUGGCUGUGAGAUAGUAGAAAGUCAGUUGGUUGCUCCCCACAAGAAGUAGAACGGAGCAUGUUUUUUCCAAGAUUGCUUCUUAUAAUAAGAAGCACAUCUAGACAGAAAGUAAAAUGUGAAGUUCUGAGGCAUCUUUUGUGGUUUAUUCUACUGCAGCCUAAUCUGCUACAGAGAAUUUGAGGAGAUGAAGCAAUUCUAGCUGUGGCAAGAGUUGUCACAAAGUAAUUUUUUUGUAGGGAUGCCUUUUUGUUAACAGAUAGUCAUACUUGAAAAUGUCCAUGCACUUUUAGAGAGGAUCCAUUGAACACAAGUUACACAGAAUGUAAUGGAUAGAUUCAGAUGAUGUAACUUCAGAAUUUAUGAAGGUACAAAAAAGAUGCGGUGCCUUAGUAAUGUAGGCCCUGAAUCUAACUUAUAGUAAAGACGCUUUGUCUUGCUGAGAUUAAAACAAGGUUAAUUUCUCCAGUGGAGUAAAAGGUUGUUAAGUGUCUGACAAGCUUGUGGCUUUUUAAUUUUUUCAGCCAUAUUUACAAUUUGCUUAGCACAAUCUGUUUGUGAUUAGAAAAUAUCUUGUCUCCAAGCUACCUGUAGCACUGAAAUAAAGUACA